CAGCAGCCCUGGAAGAAGGGCCCGUCGGGCCGAGAUCGGGCAUCGAUUGGCCCUGCCUAGCGCAGCCCCGGCCCCUGCGGCGGACUGCGGUGCUCCGCAGGCCUGAGCAGUCGCUCCGGCUGCGCUCGGGGAGUGAGCCAGGUGAGCCGCCCAGGAAGGCUGGGCGGAGGCGGGAGCGGGGAUGCUUUUCUAUCCCUGCGUCCUGGAUCACCUUUUCUUCGGCCCAAAUCCGGAGGAUGGGAAAAGGGGUGUAGAUGGGAGAGGGAAGCGGGCAGGAGAAAAUCGGGGUUGGGAGAAAGACGGUCCCUUUUGGAAAGAGGCGCGUAUACCCAAGUGUCUGCGUGUGUGUGUGUGUGUGUGUGUGUGUGUGUGUGUGUGUGUGUCUGUGUUGUGUGUUUUGGCCUGGUGCGGGCUGCACGGUUGCUGGUUGUUUCUGUGUACCUGCGAGCAUGUGCCUGUUUGUUCCUUGGAGUCAGAGCUCAAUUCUGCGCCCGCAGGGUGUACAGGUAUGUGCCAGCCUGGGUUUGGACCUUGGGGCUUGAUGAUCAUUGCGUCUUUGCCUUCACCACUGUGGGUCAUUCUACAUUUGCGUUUCCGUACAUGGUUCACUUUUGUUUCUGAGAGUAAAUUCCUGGAGGAGUUACUAAAGCUUGCUGCUCUCACCUGGAUACUAACACUGAGGCCCGCCCCCUUCUCUCGGCAGCCUGGGGCCCAGGCCUGGGCCACCAUGGCACUGCCUCCAUGGCCAGCUACCCUCCCGCACACACUUCUGCUCCUGCCGGCCCUUCUGAGCUCAGGUUGGGGGGAGCUGGCGCCACAAAUUGAUGGUCAGACCUGGGCAGAGCGGGCACUUCGAGAGAAUGAACGCCAUGCCUUCACCUGCCGGGUGGCAGGAGGACUUGGCACCCCUCGAUUGGCCUGGUACCUGGAUGGACAGCUGCAGGAGGCCAGCACCUCAAGACUGCUGAGUGUGGGCAGGGAGGCCUUCUCUGGAGGCACCAGCACUUUCACUGUCACUGCCCAGCGGGCCCAGCAUGAACUCAACUGCUCCCUGCAGGACCCAGGCAGUGGCCAGUCAGCCAAUGCAUCCGUCAUCCUCAAUGUGCAAUUUAAGCCGGAGAUUGCUCAGGUUGGGGCCAAGUACCAGGAAGCUCAGGGCCCGGGCCUUCUGGUCAUCCUCUUUGCCCUCGUGCGUGCCAACCCGCCUGCCAACGUGACCUGGAUCGACCAGGAUGGGCCAGUGACUGUCAACACCUCGAACUUCCUGGUGCUGGAUGCCCAGAACUACCCCUGGCUCACCAACCACACCGUACAGCUGCAGCUCCACAGCCUGCCACACAACCUCUCAGUGGUGGCCACAAACGACGUGGGUGUCACCAGUUCCUCGCUUCCAGCCCCAGGGCUCCUGGCCACCCGGGUGGAAGUGCCACUGCUGGGCAUCGUUGUGGCUGGAGGGCUUGCCCUAGGCACCCUGGUGGGGUUCAGCACUUUGGUGGCCUGCCUGGUCUUCAGGAAAGAGAAGAAGACCAAAGGCCCCUCCCGGCGCCCAUCCCUGAUCUCUAGUGACUCCAACAACCUGAAACUCAACAACGUGCGCCUGCCACGUGAGAACAUGUCCCUCCCGUCCAACCUUCAGCUCAAUGACCUCACUCCAGACUGCAGAGGUACACCAAGCAAGCUGUUUGCCCCAGCUUUAUCUUCAGAGGUGUUUCUGAGAAAAAAAAAAGAGACACUGGACCUUAGGAGGCCUAGGCCCCAUCGGGCACAUGCCUCAUCCUGGGCACCACCCCCUCUGCCACCCCACAGGGAAACCAGCGGACCGGCAGACGGCUCAGGACAACAGCCGGCCAGACCUUCUGGACCCGUUGCCUGGGGGCCUCCUCACCAGCCGAGCCACGCCAUUCAGGAGCUUAGUUCCUGGGACAGGGAUUGAACCUGGCCUUUGGGAGUGAAGUGUGAAGCCCUAACCACUGGACCGCCAGGGAGCUCCCAGUCCACCAUAUUUUAAACUUUGUUUAUGGUAACUAUUAGAAUUUGUUAUUUGUAUGAGUCUAUAAACUGUCACAUUUUCCACAUGACUUUUUUUCUUUUCUUUUUUUUUUUUUUUUUCCACAUGACUUUUAAGAUUCUUAUUACACAAAGAAAUACUUCACCAUCCCAACAGUAGUAAGUAUUGGGUUGGCCAAAAGAUUUGUUUGGGUUUUCCCAUAACAUCAUACAGGAAAACCCGAACGAACCUUUUGGACAACUGAAUAUUCUCCUAUAUAAAAAAAUGGUACUUGUAAUAGCUUUAUUUUUACUUCAUUGUUUAACUCAUUUGGAAUUCAUGUAUGCAUAUGGUUGGGGCUUUCCUGGUGGCUCAGUGGUAAAGAAUCUGCUUGCAAUGCAGAGACUCAGGUUCAAUCCCUGGGUCGGGAAGAUCCCCUGGAGGAGAGCAUGGCAAGCCACUCUAGUACUCUUGCCUGGAGAAUCCCCACGGACAGAGGAGCCUGGCGGGCUACAGUCCAUGAGGUCUCACAGAGUCCGACACAACUAAAGCAACUGAGCAGCGGCAGCAGCAUGCAUAUGGUUGAGGCAUAGAUCUGUUUUUCUCAAGUGACUGGUCAGUAAUCUCAUCACAACCCAUUCUACCUGUAAUCCUUUAACCAUCUUUCUUGGGCAUGCUUGAUGGUCCAGUGGUUAAAAUUCUGUUUCCACUGCAGGGGGCGUGGGUUUGAUCCCUGGUGGGGGAACUAAGAUCUUGCAUGCUGUGAGGCAUGGCCAAAAAAAAAAGUAAAAUAACCAUCUUUCUUAUAGAGCAAAUUUCCACAUUUACGUGCGUUUUUUCUGGGUUGUCUAUGUGCUGCUGAUCUAGCUCUAUUCCUAACCAGAACAUUAUUAUUUACUAUAGCUCUAUAAUUUUCUAAUGUCUGAUAGGGCAAAUCCUCCAUCAUUUUUUCCCUGAAAUUUUAAUUAGACUUGAAAGUUGACUCUCUCAGAUAACCUUUGUUACAAACAUUUCAAUUUCUAAAAAAUAAUGCAGUUGAAAUCCGAACUGCAAGGGCACCCCACUGCCAUGGUGCACUGGGGAAGGCUGACGGGGCCUCCAGGAACGUGGCUUGACUCCUCAUUCGCUGCAGCUAGUGCUGCCCUCCGCUCAAGUUGUGUAAUUUGCUUUCAAAAAGGUCUUGACAAUUUCUUAUGAAAUAUAUUCCCGGGCACCUUUUAAAAAUUUAGGAUCAUUAGGAAUGGGACAUCAGCUACUCAAAACAGGACAUAUACCUCUGUGGAAAGGGUAAGUCCACAGUGGUAAUACUUUAGGUACAUACAUUCACCAAAAGUUACGUGUUCAAAGCAAUAGUAUAAUAAUAUUACAGAGUAAUUUCUAACAGCUCAAACUUGGAAACUACUCAAUGGCUAUCAUAGAAUGGAUAAAUAAAUUGUCCUAUAUUCAAACAAUGGAAUACCAUAAUUAGAAUAAAUGUAUAACCACAAUCUAAGAAACAAUAUGGAUAAAUCUCUACAUGGAUGAACAAUACAGAUGAGCAAAUAAACAAGACACAAAGGAACGUGAUUAGAUUUAGAUAAAAUACAAAACAGGCAAACCUAAUUUGUGCUGUUAGAAGUCAGGAUGGUAGUUAAGUUGGGAGACAGAAGCCUGAGGGGGCUUCCAGGAUGCCAGCAGUGUUCUGGUUUUUUUCAUCUGAUGUGUUGGCUACACAAAGGUAUUUGGUUGGUGAAAAUUGAUCAACACUUAACGUGUUUGUUUCUGAUUUUAUAUUAUACAUAAAUUUAAAAGUUAAUGAUAAUAGUAAUACAAGAAGAGAGAAACUAUGGUUCCUAGAAUGAAUGCCACACUUUCUAAGCUCCUGCUACCUUCCACUCACCUUUCCCAAAAGUUCUUCAAACUCUGGAGACCACUCCUGCAUCAGUGUGUCAAUAUCGGGCAUGGGCCUAGAAUUAUAGCGGCAAGGGUAAACAGAAAACAUGGGCUGGUAUCGGCAAUCUUUGCAUCAUGAUAUUCUAGGCUGAAGGGAGGUUCUCAACCUGCACACAUUUGGAUUUCAAGAGAACACAGACUGGGUGGGCCACACUUACCCAAGACCUAGGGUUUGGAGAAGCUGGCUAAGUAAAAAUACCAGGUAAACCAUAAUCUUUAUGUCUGCAAUCUUAGCCAGUAGCGGCCAGGAUCCAUAGGUCCUGACGUUGAUAUAUUUCAAAUAUGUCCCAAUCUUGGCACCUCCUCCUCAGAAGCAAUGACUUCCUAGGUGGUGAAGAUUACCAUGGGUUACUAUGGUGAAGAAUGUGCUAUUUCUUACCUGGUAUAGUGCACAGUUGCAGGGGGCUUGGAACGGUGUAACUCAGAGAUGCUCUCAAUCCAUGUGUCAAUGGCUUUGGGAUUCUUUUCUGCAUCUUCCAGGCUCUUUACUUUCAUAUGUUGCUAGAAAAACAACAGGAAAGCCAGGCUGAUGGCAAUGAAGUAGCUCCCUUGUCUUCACAGAGAAGCUCAUCAUAUGCUGCUAUUUCAUAUUCGAGGUAACUGAUGAAAAGGGAAGCUUGCCAGUAGCCAAAUGAAGAUUAUAGAAAACCCUGAUAAAGUCUUCUGGAGCCAGGGGAAAGGGGCAAGUCAACAGGACAGAAAUGAUCACAAUGAGAGACCAUUUCAACCUAGUAGGAUGGCUAGAAUAAAAAAGACAGACAAUAUCAAGUGUUGGUGAGGAUGUGGAGAAAUUGGAACUCAUUCAUUGCUGAUGGGACUAUAAAUUGAUUCAACCACUUUGGAAAAGAGUUUAGCAGUUCCUCAAAAUAUUAAAUAGUUUCCAUAUGGCCCAGUAACCCUACUUCUACCUAUACCCAAGACAAAUAACAAUAUAUGUCCGUGCAAAAACAUGUACCUGUUCCUAGAAGCAUAAUAGAAGUGGGAUUAACAGGUAAAUGCAUAGACACAGUGUGAUAUAUCCAUACAAUGGAGCAUUAUUCAGCCAUAAAAAAGGGAAUGGCGUAGUGACCAGGGUUUAGGAGCAGGGGGAAUGAGGAGAGGAGUGACUACUAAUGGGUAUAGGGUUUCUUUCUGUUUGUUUUUGUUUCUGUGUUUUGGCUGCACUGAGUAGCUUAUAAAAUCGUAGUUCUCUGAUCAGGGAUUGAACCGGGCCCACAGCAGUGCUGAGCCCUAACCACCUAGGGAAUUACCAAGGGGUUUCUUUUUGGAAUAU
This is a messenger RNA of Bubalus bubalis (water buffalo), 5192 nucleotides long. RefSeq names its product transmembrane protein 25 (gene TMEM25). The transcript is spliced from 7 exons. The record is from RefSeq and is a predicted model, not a curated record. Gene Ontology annotation, biological process: negative regulation of excitatory postsynaptic potential. The coding region runs from base 182 to 1933 and encodes 583 amino acids. Lineage: Eukaryota; Metazoa; Chordata; Mammalia; Artiodactyla; Bovidae.